AUGAUAUCGGAAUUUGCAAAAGAAAAAGUGUUCUGGACGAGAAAGAUGAAUUUAAGAUUAGUAAAAUACAUCCAAAGCAAACCAAAUAUUUGGAAUCCUAAACAUCCAAAGUAUACUUCGGUCGAAUAUAGAGAUAGAACUUAUGCAGAAUUCGCUGCCAAGUAUGGCAAUGAAUUUACAGGUCAAGCAGUCAAAGACAGAUGGACUAACAUUAGAUCUACAUUUUCAAAUUAUUUAAGAAAAGUCAAAGCUAGUAAAUCAAAAAAUAUUGAUGAGGAAUAUCAAGUAAAUUGGCAUUUAUGGGAUGCUUGCCAGUUUCUUCAGAAAGUUAAUAGAGCAGUAAAAAAUAAUCCAAAUAUUCUAGAUAUUGAUGAGGAAGAGGAAGAGGAUGACCUAAGUUUAUCCAAAGAAAAAUACUACGAAACUGAACAAGACCAGUAUUCUGAAAAUAAUUCUUCUAGUGGUUCAAUUACAUGCAAAAAUGUAGCUGACAACUUACUAACAGUAUUUAAAGGUGUUCAAAAUGAUGCAUUUAGCUUAGAAAAUACAAAGUAUGGAAAAGUAGGAAAAGCUGUUACUAAAAAAUUAAGUCAACUGAAUUCAUUUGAAGCUGCAAAAAUAUCAGGAAAAAUUAUUGAAAUACUUUGUCUCUAUGAUGAAAGAAAUCCUUAUAACCCCAAUAAAAUGAAGACUGAAAAUAUG
Brenthis ino (lesser marbled fritillary) is the source of this 702-nucleotide messenger RNA. The record is from the annotation of a GenBank genome assembly. NCBI's taxonomy places the organism in Eukaryota, Metazoa, Arthropoda, Insecta, Lepidoptera, Nymphalidae.